AACUAUUUAAUAUAUUUAUAUAUUAUAUCUAGUCUUUUUAUAGUUAUUAUAUUACCGCCCGCGCAAUUUAACCCCUUCCGUAUAAACAUCCUCUUAAUAUAUAUUUUCACUUUUAAUAUUAAUAACCCCUUUUUUUAUUUAGAUUACCUCGGCCUUAGUAGUAUUAAGUAA
Molecule: messenger RNA, 171 nt
Organism: Colletotrichum orchidophilum
Lineage: Eukaryota; Fungi; Ascomycota; Sordariomycetes; Glomerellales; Glomerellaceae
Exons: 1
Source: RefSeq, a predicted model, not a curated record